AUGUCCUCAGAUCUGUCAGAAGAUAUUCAGGUUUUGUCUCUGAAUGACAAAGAAGAAGAAGCCAAACCACAAGAUGAAGCAAUAGUCCCUCAUGUGAGGCAAAUGGUUCAAGCGGUCAUCGAUCUAUGGAAGGAGGACCCCGAUACUGAGGAUGCACUCAUUGGAGAGCUUUACUACUUGGUGAAGAAGAAGAACCCUAAUUGGGACUUUACGGAACAGCAAUUAGAGAAAACUUUGAAAGAGCAUGGAUUUAUUGUAGACCAGACGCUGUUUACCUUUGCAGAGCAAAUCACUUCGACUUUGACCCCGAACCUGUCGAAGAUCUUUAAUGAAGAAGAGGCCUCCUUUAAAGUUGACUUUAGCGAGAAGUCGGGCAAAGGGUUAUAUGCCAAAAGAGACAUUUCCAAGGGUGAAGUUUUGUGGAAAGAGGAGCCAUUUAUUAUGGUGCCGCCCAUUGAACUGUUGAGGCUGGUAAAACAUGGCAAAGCAUGUACUUAUUGUGGUAAGCCCAUGGUAUCGAUGACAACAGACCGUCUGCUUAAAGGAUUGGAUUGCAAUGUAUGCAAUGAGCUCUGGUGCUCCAUUGGAUGCAAGAGAAAGGAUUUGUUACAUCCUCAGGCAAAACAUGGUGUAUAUGGUAUUCGUACGAAAGGUAUCAAUUCUAAAGCUUGGUUGGCUUUGGAAGAUUUCUGCAUUGAGAAUGAUUGGAGCUCUGUAUACGCUGCUGCUAUUAUUUAUGCCAGAGAACUUCUCGAUAAAUCUAAGAAUGUAUAUGAUCAGUUUCAUUCCAUGGCUAAGAUAAGUCAAACUGUGAGAGAUCAAGCUAGUUCUUUGAGUGAAUUUGAAGCUUCGAUUCACGAGGGAAAACUGGCUGAGUGCCACCAGCUUUUCAAUAAAUGUUUUCCUAAAAAACCGAUUUCUUAUGAAACGUUGAUGGAAUAUGUGGGAACAUAUAACAUCAACAAUGUGGACAAUUGCCUGUUCUUGGUGUAUGCCCACUUAAACCAUUCGUGCGAUAGAAAUGUUUCCAUUGAUCUUCAACCGAAAAGGGCCGACGGAUUGCAAGUUACUGCAUUGAGAGAUAUUGCUGCCGGUGAGCAGCUGACUACAACCUAUGUUUCCCCCACAAUGUCCCUGCAAGAUAGACAAAGGGAACUGCGACUGAACUGGGGAUUUAUCUGUGAAUGUUCACGAUGUGUAUUGGAGUCCAAGCAAAGGGAAAAAAGAAGAUCCUCAAGAAAUAGCACCGCUGAGGCAGAUAACAGGACGGAGAUUAGAGAAAUGUUGAAAGAAGAAAGCGUCGAAUUUGACAUGGAAGAACAGAAAUUGGAACAGGGAAAGAGAAGACGAUCAGUUAGAUUUAAUGAGACGGUUAUUGCACACAGCAACAAAUAA
Messenger RNA from Komagataella phaffii GS115, 1395 nucleotides. RefSeq names its product Zinc-finger protein of unknown function. Lineage: Eukaryota; Fungi; Ascomycota; Pichiomycetes; Pichiales; Pichiaceae. Gene Ontology annotation, molecular function: protein binding. The record is from RefSeq and is a predicted model, not a curated record. The transcript has a single exon. Bases 1 to 1395 code for a protein of 464 amino acids.